CAGCGGGAGGAGGGGCGGCGCCAGCCAUGGCCGGGGACAGCGAGCAGACCCUGCAGAACCACCAGCAGCCCAACGGCGGCGAGCCCUUCCUGAUCGGCGUCAGCGGGGGCACGGCCAGCGGCAAGUCUUCCGUCUGUGCUAAGAUCGUGCAGCUCCUGGGGCAGAAUGAGGUGGACUGUCGCCAGAAGCAGGUGGUCAUCUUGAGCCAGGAUAGCUUCUACCGCGUCCUCACGUCGGAGCAGAAGGCCAAAGCCCUGAAGGGCCAGUUCAAUUUUGAUCACCCGGAUGCCUUUGACAAUGAACUCAUCUUCAAAACACUUAAAGAAAUCACCGAAGGGAAGACGGUGCAGAUUCCCGUGUAUGACUUUGUCUCCCAUUCCCGGAAGGAGGAGACGGUGACCGUCUACCCCGCGGAUGUGGUGCUCUUUGAAGGGAUCCUGGCCUUCUACUCCCAGGAGGUGCGAGACCUGUUCCAGAUGAAGCUUUUCGUGGACACAGAUGCAGACACCCGGCUCUCCCGCAGAGUAUUAAGGGACAUCAGCGAAAGAGGGAGGGACCUUGAGCAGAUUUUAUCUCAGUACAUUACGUUCGUCAAGCCUGCCUUUGAGGAAUUCUGCUUGCCAACAAAGAAAUACGCUGAUGUGAUCAUUCCUAGAGGUGCAGAUAAUCUAGUGGCCAUCAACCUCAUCGUGCAACACAUUCAGGACAUCCUGAACGGAGGGCUCUCCAAACGGCAGACCAAUGGCUAUCUGAACGGCUACAUCCCUUCACGCAAGAGGCAGCCGUCGGAGUCCAGCAGCCGGCCCCACUGACCCCUGUCUCCUUCCGGCCCCUCUCUUCAAGAGACAGGAGGAGGGAUCAGAAGGCACUGUUCAUUCGUACAUGUGCUUUCCUAGGACAUUGCUGUAUUUAAGAACACACUAUGGAGAUGACAUGCCUUUGUUUUUCCUUUUUUUUUUUUUUUUUUUUUUUGUGCUUUGGAGCGGCGAAACGAAACCGAAUUUGACCCUGAGCUUAAACGACAAACCGUGCCAACUACUACUGGUGAUGCCUAAUUAUGAAUCCAACGUGUAACCAGUUAUAAAUACAUAUAUAUAUAUAAAAGGAUCUAUUUUUGUGUAAAUGUACAAAUACUGUAAAGCUGUUUGCUGUAAGUAUUGUGUAGGAGGGCCUGUACUUGCGUGUCCGGGGCUCGAGCUGGAGUCUCACCGAGGGGUCGUGGCCGCUGUGUUGCGAGCGGGGCAGGCUCAGGCGUGGGUGCGGGAGGCGGACGGUGGCGAAGGGGGGGCCCCGGCUCGUGGCUGUCGUGCCUGUGCGGCUCGAGGGCAGCGGAGCUGGGAGCCUCGGCUCGCCCCUCCCCUGCCAGGGGUCGCUGCCUUUGAGCCAGAGCUUAAUCAUGUGUUCACAAGAGAUACUCCUUUCUUUUCUUCUUCUUUUUCUUUCUUUCUUUCUUUUUUUUUUGAGUUGAAAUUAGGCAAGACCUCAGCUCAAAAAUCAAACUCAGGGAAGAGGCCCACUAAGGAGAACAAAUCUGUGUUUCCUUCUUGCCCAGUGCCGCCCCCUCCCCCUCGCAGCUGCCUGGGUAGCUCAGCCGCUCUUCGUGACCCACCUGCUUCUCAGUCCCUGCACAAGCCAGAGCUGCCCCUCUCUGCUUCCCGGAUGGGCAUGUGACGGGCUCUCUUCUGCAAAGGGGGGGGAAGGAGAGAGUCGGACGGGACCUGGUGUUGUGUCCGAGGAAACACUGAGGGAAGUCCGCGAUCAGCUUCCUUGGGCCUUGUGCCAGAGGGUAGCUCGCACGGUGGCCCCUUGAGUCUGGGCUUUGGUUGAGGACUUCUGCUGGCGGAAGGACAGCCAACAGCCCUUCGCAGGGUGGCAGGGGGAGUGAAUGGUUGUUCCCGCUCACCGAGAAGCAGGGCCUGGCAGUGGGGUGAGGACAACACGCACCUCUCAGCGGCAGUGCUUCCCAGCAGCAUGCCGGCCAGGCAGAUGGCCAGGUUCCAGGGGGAGCCCCACCUCUCCUGAGGGCUCCCUCUUUGGGAGGAGCACAGAUCCCUGAAGAUUCUUGGUGGAGGAAGGGGGGGAGGACCAAGUGAGACCCAGGAGGGGUGACGCGAGGGUCCCGAAGCCUCCGCGACGAACCGCGGACGAGCAGGAGCCCUUCACGCCCCGUUGACCAUCUCCGUGCUCCGCAGGCUGUGCCCGCAGCCUUUCCACCGCCGGAAGCGUUUGGGGGGACCUUCUCCCCCCCAUUGCUUCCCCAGCCCGCUGGAGCCAUUCAGGUACCUCUGACACCGCGUCUCUCUAGUCACACCGAAUUGUCCCUCAGACUCCUUGCCGUCCAGCUUUGAUUCCCCCUUUCUGGACUCGAUGGGACUCUCACCCUGUGCGGCUGUUUGAAAAAGUCCGACCUCCUCCCCAGCAGAGCUUUGCCGCCCCUGAGACACUCAGGAGGCAGCUGCGGGCUUGCGGGGGAGCUCCCGAGGGUGGGAGCGAGGGAAGGCUCCCGAGGGGCCUGCGUCUGAGGCCGGUGCCCCUCGGGAUGAGUACAUUCUGGAAGGCCGCAGCAUCCGUAUUCUCUCUCUCAUCAUGCCUUGCACGGUUCUCAGAUGAAGGGUCGGUGGCAGGCCUGGGUUAGGAUCCUGAGGACCCAAGGCCUCUUGGCCUGGAUGGGGCCUCUCCGUGCUCAGGGGCAGCCCACCCCUGUCUGGGGGAGCCUUGGCCUUCCAGUGGGUAGCACAUUCAACUUUACUUGAAGCUCCCAGGUGCCAAACCAUUUAGUGCCUUGGCUGUCUGUCCCACUGCCCUGGAAGAUGGAGUCUUCUCAUCUCUGAGCCUUGAUGUCCUCACCUGCUUCCUCAUCUACCUGUGGUGUUGGGACCAAGUCUCCAGUGUCUCUCAGUAGCCCAGUUGCUGGGAAACUGCUCUAGGGCUGCCUUGCCUCCUGGUAAAAACCAUCCCCAGUUCUUGGUGGUUUGGCUUGGGGCACUGGGCUUUGUCCACUGGGCAACGCUGACAACUCCAUUGGUUCUGUGACACACUGUCUGGGGCAAGGAAGGGAUGAGAAGCUUCAUCCCUGUGCGGCCCUCUCAGUAUUUAGCCAACUCUCUGAACUUGAGCUUUCUGUGUGACAAGUCCUGGACUCGGUAUUUUGAGUCAUUAGGUCUCUGAUUCCACUGGAGAGUCAGCGGUAGGAUCGUUGGGCCAGAAACCAUGACCCGAGGCUCCUGGGUCCUCUCUUUGGUCCAGCGGGGAGCUACCGGCAAGCUGGGUGGGGUGACGUCAGUCAUGUGUGCGUGGGAGUCCCGUGGCUUCCAAGCUGCCCAGUGGUGCUUGCUGCUGGCCCCCCCCAACCCCCGCCCAGCUGUUACCCAUAGACCAAGUGUGCAGAGAACAAGUAUCCACACUUUGUGUCAUGGGAAGGCCUGACCUCACACUCCUUCAUGCUAUUGGAACUUGUGCUGACCCAGGUUUCUUUUUCUUGGGCAGCCCGAGGCCAGUAAGGAGAUUGGAUUCUGUAGGAGGAGCUCACGAGUGUCUAGAACUUUGGUUUGGGGUGGAUAGGGUAGGCCCUUGAAGAGGCAGUGGUUAGACAAGGGGAUCCCCGAAGGACAGGCCGGGGGAGGGUGGCAGGGGAAGGUCUCCAGUUCCUCCUCCAGAGCCCAUCAUUCCAACAACCCGCUCUGGUCUUGGCUGCCGUGGUCAUGUGGAUGCCGCCGUCCUGCCUCGCCUGGGCUCGGCACUGGACACUUGUCUCUGUGCCCGGGGCAGACGGCCAGUCUCUCAUGAGGCCACUAGGUCAGGCUGUGAAGGCUCUCGUGCUCCUCGGCGCGGUUGGGAAGCAGGAGGGACUGGAGCCCAGUCGGUUUCUGUAUCCCCUCCUUUGCUGUCCUUUUCCGCUCCCUUGAUUAGCAGCCUUGACCUGCGCUAGCACCUGAGGCCAGCGGAGGGAGGCAGUAGCCUCUGGCAGGGCUACUGGAGUCUCCUACCUGCCAGUCAAGGAUUCCAGCACCAAGGACCCGUGUUGGUUAGGCUGGCUAGGGAAGGUUCUGCAUUGUCGGGCUCUGCUGCCAGCGAGGACCGGCUGGGCUUCCCUCACUGCCUUUCACCCUGUCUCAGGGUGAAGUGGGGGAAACGGGCUUGGUGUCCGGUACAACAAGGCAGAGAACAUGUUGAGAAAAGCACUGGGGUUGGUCUGGAGCUCAGAGUCCCCUUCGAUCUUUUGUCUCUGGGCCCCGUGCUGCCCUCCUUGGCCAGGUGGCUGGUGUUAGAUCAGCUUCCUUGCUGCUCUUAGAGGCGGUGAGUGCCUAACCGGUCCUGCCUCAGGAACAGGGUGAGUAGUUAAAUAAAGACAUAGGCUUUUUUUUUUCUUUCUUUCAGAUGCUUGCUCUUCCUCCUUCCUUUCUACCACCCUGCCUUUAUUGUCAGUAGUUACAAAAAUGACCACAUACUAUGUACUUUGCUGUAAAUAAAGACUGGACAAAAAAAGAGCCAA
Molecule: messenger RNA, 4492 nt
Organism: Mustela erminea (ermine)
Lineage: Eukaryota; Metazoa; Chordata; Mammalia; Carnivora; Mustelidae
Gene: UCK2
Product: uridine-cytidine kinase 2
Exons: 7
Coding region: 27-812 (261 amino acids)
Cellular component (GO): cytoplasm; cytosol
Molecular function (GO): kinase activity; ATP binding
Source: RefSeq, a predicted model, not a curated record